Molecule: messenger RNA, 3264 nt
Organism: Symbiodinium necroappetens
Lineage: Eukaryota; Dinophyceae; Suessiales; Symbiodiniaceae
Source: the annotation of a GenBank genome assembly
AUGGACCAUUUGGGCACCAGAAAGAAGAUCGGAACCACCAGGGAGGUUUGUAAGAUGUUCUAUGCACUUAUGGGAGCCCACAAACUGGACAGUGACGUCUUCUCGGUCCUGCGGCUGUGGGAGUGGUUCAUCGCCCUAUCCAAUCAGGAUCUGGGCAGCGCUGACAAGUAUAAGGGACUGGAGGAGACCGCCUGUGAUUACGAGUGCGACAAGGAUGUCCCUGGGCCCUACCUUCGCAUGCGCUUCGAGGAGUCAGAUGAUGGCAUCUACCGUUGGAGACAGAACAUCGCAGAGGAGAAGAGGUCCGAGAUCAAUGGGGCUGGUGGAACAGGCGUGUCUGGCACAGCAGACGUGCUGCAGGCUAGCGAGGAUAUGGGCAUGGACUUGGAGGAAUUGAUGCUCAGGGGCCGCAAUGUCCGGAAAUUGGUGAGCAUCAAGCACUCCAUUGAGCAGACACCGCCAUACUACUUCCUUCGCGAAGAGGAGCAUGAGGAGACGGACGAGAAGGGUUCGGUCGUGAUGGUCACGUGCCUGCAUGUAUGGUACAAAACCUUGCAGGGCGAGGUCUACUAUCGGCGAUCAACCAAAGGAGGAGGCCUUGCAGAGGAAUAUUACCAGGGGAAGAAGUACAUCCUCAGCUACUCCGAGUCCAAGAAGACCUUUGUGUCGGGAGUCAUGGCCGGCUGGGCGUGUCCUCGCAAGGUUGUCACCUGGCUGUUGGAGAACCGCAGCCUAUCGGAUCUCAUCGAAGGCCGGCGGAAGGGUCGCAAGCGGGGCAACGACUGGAAUGAGUCUAAAGUCACCACUCUGGAGGAUGGAGCAGCAGAGUUCUACCAAAAGUGUGAGACGAUCACCGUGAAGGCGCUUUCCUACGCGGAAGAACGCAAGGAGUGGGUGCGGACGGCCUCGAGCACCAAUCUGAAGUCUGAUGAAGAUGGGAUUCCCUGCGAGGCGAUCAUGGCCAUCACGCCCUCUGAGGAGGCCAGUGCCGGCAUGGCGAGCAGCCUCAAGACGCCAGCCUCCGUGAAGCUUCUGUUCCCGAGUGCUACCGGCACAGCUCUGGCAGAAAUAGAGCAACAGACAGAUCACUGCUUCAAGCGCCCGCAGUACCUGGCGGAGGCCCUGACGCAUUACUCCGCACAGUCAAGGGCCGUGCGCUCGAAGGGACACUUGGUUUUGGUGGGCGAGAUUGCGAUGGAACAUUACGUCUCGGACAAGGUCGUAAAAGAGGCGAUGUUCUUCGGAUCCCAUCUCGUGGUCGGCCAGAAAGAGGGCCAGCCGCUUUCGAAGACCUUUGCCACCCCGAAAGGAUUGCCGCCUCCCCGAGCACCCCCGCCAACCGAAGAGAAUCGCGGAGGUGUCGACAACGUGAUUGCUCUGGAUCGGCGAAUCUGGGUCUGCUGCAACCACGUCAGCUACGCAGCUAGAUCCAUCUUAACCGGGCUCCACGAAUCCAUGAACAAAGACUCCAGGGAGCUGGAGGAGGCCAUCAAUCGCUUCGCCAAGGAGUUCGAGAAGGGGUCACAGCCCAAGGAUCAGAAGGAGCGAAACGUCAAGUGGCAGCAGCUCUUCAAGUCAGGAGCGCCGAAGGCUUUUUGUGACGUCUUCUUGGCCGUGAUCGGUGCCAUUGCCAUGGAUUCGGAUUACUUCGAGGCCGAGCAGCUGAUGCUGCAGCACUACCAAGACAGUGAGCGGAUCUUCGACAUCAUGAAAGACCGAGAACAUCUGGUGUUCCACAAGUGGUCUGUAGGCAAUGAGAAGAUUGUGACUAACGAACUGCAGAUCACCGCUCGACUUUUCACCCCAAGAGGGCCGCCAGCUCCAAACGGAUUUGUGGCCGAGCCCCCGAUCCUGGCACCGAAGGGUGUCAGCUCGCUUCUGCCACGCUCUGGGCCGAUGAAUGCGUGUGCACCCUGGAAGGACAAUGUCGACGAUUUCGCCGCCGUCUACGAACCUCUGUCAAAGGACGGUGCUUUCAUUCCGUUCCGGCCGCGAGCUCCAGAGGACAUGCAGGAACCGCUGAGUCUGGAGAGGUCACUGGUCCGAUACGUGCCAGUCGCACCUCCGAGGGUCCGCCGGCUCGUCUCCGCGGUCAGGAGUAGAGAAGCUUUAAAGCAGCGAGAGAUGGAUCGUCAAGUUCUCCCUCUUGCAGAUGCAAAGAAUGUGGAGGACGAAUACCAUGAGAAGUGCCUGGACGACGCAGGUCCAGGCUAUGCCGUGGAAAUCAAGCAAGACGUCGACACCGAGGCAGAAGAUUCCGAGGUGAGCACUGCCGAAGUCUUCAACGAUGCUCGGCCGACAUUUAGGGACUACAGCCGCCAGGCGCCUGACGGCUGUGUCCACUUGAUAGUUCCUUCCAAAGGACCCUUGUAUUCUCACGAUGAGCCGCCAGACUUUUUGCAACUUCCUGAGCCCAUCAAGCAGCGGACAGCUGGUGCUGCCCGUGUUGCAGCUGCUGCGAGGGCGUGGGCGGCGGCAUCUGCUCAUUCGCAUCCCCAUGGGCGGCAGGAGCAGUUACCAGCCACCGCUCGGGGCGUUCCCUCACCACAGCAUGCAGCUAUCGCCGAAGAGCUCAACUUCCGAGGUCCAGGUCCUGUGCCUCAGUUCGGGACUUCGGCCCGACCCUCCUCGCCUCAGGCGGAUCCUGGCCGACAGAGCCAGGUGGAGACUCGCCAGGCAGUAGCCGGACCAGCUGUGCUGGCGCUUCGCCGCAUGCGGAACCAAAUGUCGGCACUAGCAGAAGGGCGCCUACCUUGGCACUUCUCGCGCGAUCGGCAGAAUGAGGAGGCAGGAGCGGAACAUGUGCCACACCCACCGCAGCAGCCCCCAAGCGGUCAGAGGAGGCCGUUGCUACCCAACCUGGGCCGGGUCGUUGGUUCAGCCGCAGGCACUCCGGCGGCACCUGUGCAGAAUCAAGGUUCUGCAGCCGAUGGACUGCAGAUGCAGUCCCUGGUGCCGGCGCCACCAAGCCAGCCAAAGCCAACGUCCAAUUCUGCCAAUAGUCGCUUCUGGAGAAGGCCUUGGCCGAGGAUGAACAUCAUGGGCACGCUCGGCUGGGGUGGGAGCGGCGGAAGUUCCAGCGGCGCCUCAUCCUCUCAAGCUCCUGCCUCGUCGGGAGCAGCUUCUAGUUCUGCAGGUCCCACACUGCAGGGAGAACAGAGCAGGCCGGGGACGCAAGCCACGAACAGUGUUCCGGGGCAGCGCCACGCGGUGCAGGACCCGACGCCCUCCAGUGGUAGCUCGGCCAUGGCCAGCCCUCCAUGA